AUGCCCAUCACCAAACUUUCCUUCACCUUCGCGGCCUUGGCUGCCGUCGUCAGCGGCUUCCCACAACCAAUCAGCACUUCGACAGGCCCGGCAAGUCUCGUAACUCGGGUAUCCACGGACACAUACACUUUCCAAACAACCCUAGGCACCUCCUACACAGGCCCGGUGGCCAUUGUGAGCCCGACCACCCAGGUCGUCGCCAUCUCGCCCGCGACACCAACGGUAGCUGUCAGUCGAAGCGCCUCGCUGGUCCCGACUACGAAUGUCGUGGCGCCCACGAAAGCCUCCAGCGCCCUGUCGCCUACCCCAACAAAGGGUCAAACACAGGGCCCCCUAAACGCUAGAGAGUGCAAGCGCGAUUGGGGCUGCUGUAAAGGCGCAUGCUAUAUCGGCUCGGUCUUCACUUUUUACCUUUCGUGUUGUCAGUUUUCUUCUCCUUUUUGA
Messenger RNA from Gaeumannomyces tritici R3-111a-1, 444 nucleotides. RefSeq lists its product as hypothetical. Bases 1 to 444 code for a protein of 147 amino acids. The record is from RefSeq and is a predicted model, not a curated record. Lineage: Eukaryota; Fungi; Ascomycota; Sordariomycetes; Magnaporthales; Magnaporthaceae. The transcript has a single exon.